Molecule: messenger RNA, 875 nt
Organism: Python bivittatus (Burmese python)
Lineage: Eukaryota; Metazoa; Chordata; Lepidosauria; Squamata; Pythonidae
Source: RefSeq, a predicted model, not a curated record
GAGUCCUGAUGAUCUCUCCAGGCACAUAAUUGCCCUGCAACAACGGGAGCUUAUUCUGAAAGAACAGAACUCUGCCAUCUCGAGCAGUGCCAGGUUGUUGGAGAGUGCACGGAGACAACUGCAAGAAGAGUUGCUGAAGGUUCAAAGCCAGCUCCUGGAAGAGAAGAAAAAACGAGACCAGCAGGAAACCAUGGUUAAGUGCUUACAGAAACACAUGCAGCUUCUCGUCAAGGCCCGUGAUGGAAUGAGAGCAAUUCUGGAAUUCUAUGACAGUGAGCUUAAUCCAUCGGAGCACUCUCCGCAACUAAACUUCCGUGUGCAGGAGGCUGAGGAGAUGGUGCAGAAGGUCGAAGCACAUUGUACUGAAAUGGAGGCUCAGUUAUCCCAGGCUUUGGAAGAAGCAGGGAAUCAGAAGAAAAGAGCAGACAUGCUGGAGGUAGAGCUGCAGAUGCUGAAGAGACAGGCAUCCACUGAAGAGCCCAGCAGGUUUCUCGCAAAAGAAGAGGUGGAUGCGCUGAGGUUAAAGAUUGAGGAACUGGAAUCUGAACGAAGCCGGUUAGAAGAAGGGAACAGAUCCCUGGAAGCAAAGCUGGAACAGAUUACUCUUCAGGGCUAUCAUGAUCCCAGUCGAACCAAAGUACUCCAUUUCACCAUGAACCCAGCCAGCCUGGCCAAGCAACAGCGCCUAGAAGAGAUGGCAAGUCUGCGGGAGGAAUGCGAGCACCUGCGCGAGAUGGUCAGAAUAUUGGAAGGAGGAGGUGUUGGCGGCGGCAGCAGCAGCAGCAGCAGCAGCAGCAGCAGCAGCAGCAGCAGCAGCACACUCUCAGGGAAAACAGAGGGAGUUGUAAAUCUCCAGUCCCCCCACGAAAUUGCUG